Aricia agestis (brown argus) is the source of this 942-nucleotide messenger RNA. RefSeq lists its product as uncharacterized. Gene Ontology annotation, biological process: signal transduction; regulation of apoptotic process. Lineage: Eukaryota; Metazoa; Arthropoda; Insecta; Lepidoptera; Lycaenidae. The record is from RefSeq and is a predicted model, not a curated record. Gene Ontology annotation, molecular function: protein binding. The transcript has 2 exons. The coding region runs from base 252 to 911 and encodes 219 amino acids.
CAUUUUUUUGUAAACAUUCAAAAAUCAAAACAAAGAAUUUAUCUACAAAAAUAACCCUAAGAAUAGUGAAAAUAACUGCAAAAUUGUUUUUAUUCUAUAAAAUUAAAACAGAAUUGUUCGUUUCUUUUAUAAUGUCGCAAAUAAUUUGACUUCCUCUGCAUACAGUGUGGUCGACGUAUUCGAUGACGAAAGAAGCACUUGCUUGUCCGAGAAUCCCCCACAAAUAAAUAGCUCUAAAAUAAUUAUAAACAAUGGUUUCAUCGCAAUACAAUAAAUUAAAGCAACAGAUUGUUCUGCGCGUUGGCAAAAGUGAUGGCCACUCUCAUAUACUAAAAGUAUUAAAGGAUUUCUACAGUGAAGAUAUUGACUCCAAAAGACGGUACGAACAGAUAGAUACAUUAGGCAAAUUGCUGAGAGUUCUGGAAAUAAGAGAUGUGCUCUCAGAAGACAAUGUUGCCCCACUCAAAGAAAUCUGUCGCAGACUUAGUGACAAUGAACUCUUGUUUUUAAUUAAUGAAUAUGAAAAUUCUUACAAACAAAAACUCUAUACAAGUCAUAAUGCUGUUCAAUCUCAACCUGCAUUUGAAAAAGAACCCGCUGAAAAGCCUGUACGGCAUCUCCAUGAGAGCCUCAGCCCAAGAAAACUGAAACGUCUAGAGGAUACUCUCGUUCAAGAAAUUGGUACAUUCUGGCGUGAUUUAGCAAGAAAUUUAAAAAUACGUGAAUGUGAUAUAGACAAUAUUGACAGCAACUACACAAGCUCAGAGGAAAAAGCCAGGGAAGUGCUAGAAUUGUAUAAGACAAUAUGGGAUCCACAGAAAUGGUUUUAUGUGCUCUGCAACGCUUUAGAGAAAAGUCGUAGAAAAGAUUUAUGUAAAUCACUCCAAAAAAUAAUAGUAAUGGACAUUUGAAAUAACACAAUAUUUUACUAUUAAUAAAAUU